This is a messenger RNA of Penaeus chinensis, 1982 nucleotides long. RefSeq lists its product as uncharacterized. Lineage: Eukaryota; Metazoa; Arthropoda; Malacostraca; Decapoda; Penaeidae. The record is from RefSeq and is a predicted model, not a curated record. The transcript is spliced from 14 exons. The coding region runs from base 80 to 1903 and encodes 607 amino acids.
UCAGCUCCAGUUUGCGAGUUGUGGCUCAGCGGUGAGGUCGGAGUGCCGUGGCUGGACGGAGACUCGCCUUCCAUGCUGGAUGCGGUGCACAGAACAGAGAAAGAUGCCGGAUUUCGUUGUGUCCCCCAAGUCGUGGUUCGCCCUGCUUCUGUUCCUACACGGAUAUGCACUAUGCCAAGCGCUUACGGAAGAACCGAAUAGUGUUAUAAAGAUACUUAAAUACUUACUUCAAACGAUUCUAUCGAACGGACAGACUAAUGCGGAUGUAGAUGAUCCACUCCAAUCAGGAACUACUCAAGCCAAUAACAGUGGAGAAGAUUUUGCACAAUCGAAUUCCUCUUACUGUGACACAGAAUGCCGGGUCCAUCGCCUCCAAGGGCUGGACAUCAAAGUGAAUAAAGAAUCUCCUAGUGUGUGGGUUCAUGAUCUCAGUAAUGUAAAGCACGGAAAUUGGAACGUGAUUUUCCCUGAAAUACUUGAGGAUAGUCUUCAGCAGAAUAUUGAAAACAUUAGCGUGAACACCAGCAAACCGAGCCUCCUCUCGCUUGGCUGCCGCGGACCGCCGUGUGCACAAUGCAUCGUAUCAAACUGCGACAGCCCGGCUCUUUCCGUUCCAGACUGCAAUCCAUACCUUCUUUAUGGCCUGUCUCUUCCUCUCGACUCUCCCCACAUUACGAUCUAUUGGCGUCCGGAAGCUGCAUAUGGCCUGACCCUGACUUUGGACAAAAACAGAGAGGACGUUAAGGUACCCGAGAAUGAUCGGAAUCGGACACAUAGGAUUGACAUCAAGACAAGGGAGAAAUAUGUACAAGUGGAUAUCCCAAGCCUCCAUAGAGGAAUCAUAUUGGAAAGAGAAGAAGUGGAGAAUGCAUUCAUUAAGAUCGAAUCCUGGGGUCAGUCAAGCAGGUGGAUUCUGCGCUGCAAUAUUGCAACAACAGAAACUACAACAUUAAUUGCUAAUACUAAUCAAGGAUCAACUAAUAUCAGCUCGGGUAAUCUACAAGAAGACUUUGGUUUGUCGCAAAAUAAUACAAAGGCAACAGCAAAGAAGAUGAUUUCUGACUUGAAAGAGGUUAGCCUUCUACCUAGCGAUAUCCAGAGAGCUGUCGAUGCACUCACGGCGCUAGAAAAGGAAUUCGAAAAGGAACUCAAUCUUACUGAGAAUGGCAGGGCGCUGGAACUGGCUAAGGAGUACACUGCUGAUGUCAUUGAGGUGUCAGGAAAGGUGCUUGAGAAACCGAGUCCCUGGCAGGAGCUGGCAGAGGCAGACAGGGGGCGUGCGUCAGGGAAAGUGCAGGCCACAGUCGCGUCAGCAGCAGUCAAAGUCGCGGAACUGCUCAGCAACAGAACAGAGGACUUCGAGACGGAAAACAUUCAUAUACUCGUGUCCAGUCGUCCUGCGAACGUCACGACUCGCAGAUACGACCACGUUCAUUACCCUAACACUUACAUUGAGCUUCCUGAACUGUUCUAUCGCGGUUACGUCGGUGAGGAUAACAACGUGAGGGUCGUCUUUAUUUCAUAUACGACCUUGCACAGCGUCACCAACACUAUACCGCUCGACCCUAAACAAGCCUCCCCCGACGUCUUUCCAGCUAAGGGUCAGGUCAACAGCGGAAUUAUCAAUGCCAUUGUUGGGCAAAAGGGACUCUGGCGGGCAGGCGAAGGCGAGGCAACAGCAGUGAAAUUCGGCCACGUGUACAAUGGCGAAGAAUUCCUCCUCGCCAACGCCAGCUGUGUGUGGUGGGACGAGGCAGCCAACGCCUGGAACACGAGUGGUUGCACCCUCAAUUACACGGACGCCCACGUAACCAUCUGUCGCUGCAACCACCUGACGUCCCUAGCCCUCCUCAUGGACGUUCGUGGAUUUUUGGCAAAGGAACGAGUGAGGGAGGUCAGUUGAUGGUGGUUAGAAGUUCCGUCGGUGUUGUUGCUGUUAUUAUUGUUGUUGGUGUGGUGGUAUUAUUAUCAAUGUCAUCUUU